Anas platyrhynchos (mallard) is the source of this 6552-nucleotide messenger RNA. The record is from RefSeq and is a predicted model, not a curated record. Lineage: Eukaryota; Metazoa; Chordata; Aves; Anseriformes; Anatidae.
GCUGCCGCCCUGAGGCGAGCUCUGAGGGGGUCCCUGAGGGGAUCCCUGAGGGGAGGGGGAGGCAAAGCAGCGCUGUGUUCUCCGGCAGCUUUAUUAUUUUUCUGAGAUAUCUUACGAGGUUUUAAAUAAGUUUAGAGUUCCUCGCGCCCUCACAGACUGUGCCCUGCUUUUUUUCUGGUUAAAUCGACGAUUUACAGCAUACCCAUGCAUAGCCAUACAGCAUGGUUAUGGUGUGUGGUGGUUGGCACGCCCUUAAACCUGUCAUAACUGAAAUUAACAGGCUGUUAGGCGCUCUCCUACUAUAAUUCGCAUUAAUUCGCGGUCCCUGCAAGUGAUAGUCAUAAUCCUGUGGUUUAGCAUUUAUUGAUGCGUGGUUAUAUGGGUAUAAAGACGUCUUAGUAAAUGAUACAUGUUGGUAAUACAAAGCUGCACUUCCACGCCCUGUCCUGCUGUUAGUACUAACAGCGGUAGCCAGCCCUUUGCUUUUCCUGCUCUUCUUUUCUCUGUCCUGACUGACCAAGUAAGCAGCCAGUCCUUAAUUGCUUUUUCCACAUUGCUCCCAAUUCUGUUAUAUCCAUACCCAAAUUUGCUAUUUCUGACACUGUUACCGAGGCAAUUUUAGCCUAAUACCACAGCUACUCGAAACUUUGCAUCCCAGGUUUCCUUCAUGGCCCUACAAUUCAUGUUUGUUAUGUUUCAUUUACAUCAUACACUGUUUGGAUAGACUUAUCUUACUUUUGGUUAAUCUAGAGCUCUGCUGUUCCAUCAGCUCAGAGCUAGCCCAUAUGAUUUGCACCUGUAAAACAGAACAAGGGAAAAACAGUCCUCUCAUAUUUACAGAAAUCAAUGAAAAGUUAGCAAUUUAGAUAGGUGAAAUACAAAAAGAAGAAAAAAGUCCAGCUUUUUGGGGUUAAAAUCAAGUGUCUUUGAAAGUGUGAAGGAAGCUAUUCUAGUUGAACCUUAAUUCCAACAUUUUCUUUCAACACUUUGGUAUAAGAGCUUUUUAACCAAUCUUCUAUAUUUGUUUUAGACAACUGAAGCAUUGAAAGCAUCACAAAACAAGAAAGAUGUUCACAGCUUUAAAGUAUCACGGAACAGACUAUUUAUAUGAGAGCAUGGCGAGGCAGAAGUUUUCCAUCUGUAGAUUAUCACUCUGCUUUCCUCCCUGUUUGCAACAACAUGAAAAGUGUCAUCUGACUGGACUCUUUGCUGAUGACAAGUACAGGAAGCCAUGGACUAGAGUUACAUCAACACAGAACACAAUUGCUAUUUCAGUGUUGGAUCAAUGGAAGAAAAGUUUAUCUGUGGAGGAUUUCCUGGAAAAGAAACCUAUCACUUCUCUAGAGUUCCAUAGUAAUAAUGAAUUGAUAGAAGUUGUUCCAAGUUCAAAUCCCUGCUCUCAGACUGACACAGAAGAACUUUAUUUACUCAAGAAGGAUAUCUGUAUGGAAGGAUCAACUCAAGACAAAUAUUUGAAGGCUGACUUUGCCUCUGAACUUAAAGAACAAUGGCAAGAUUUACAGGUUGGAGACGAACUUAUUUUUGUUGAUAAUCUUGAAAACUAUCAUAAAAAACUUCCACAUUCAUCUGCACUUCUGGAUAGAUUAAAAUUUUUUUCAGUGAGAGAUCCUCUUUCAGAUUCUGGAGGACAGAAUUUAAGAGAAGAGAACAUUUUUAGGGAACUCUUGACUUUUCAAAAGGAAAUGGAGAUGCAGGAGAGUAAAAAAGAAUUGCAGGCAAUUAAAGAGAUGUUCUGUACAAUAACUUUAAAAGAUGAAGAGUAUUUUGUGUUGCCUGUCGAGUUAGAAUUCUGUAAAACCAGCAACAGCAGAUCAGAUUCCAUUAAGACUCCAUCAUAUAUGGAACUGAAAGAGCUGUUAAAUGUAGCUCCAGAAACUAUGGCUGAUGAAGACAAGUGUGGAGAGGUGGUCAAAGAAGAUGUUAAAGCAGAAAUUUCAAACAAAAUUGAAGUUUCCAAAUACUGUCCCAUACCGGGAGAGCUUUGCUCCAGUAACAGCACAAGUAUGUUGGAAUCCUGUGAGUCAGCUAAACAUGUUUCAUAUCUGCAAGAUGAAAUAGAAGUACCUUUAACUCCUUUGUGCAGACAACAAAGAUCACAGGUGAAUUUUAUGUGUGUAGGACUUCAAGAAGAACCUAUUCCUCUUUCUGAUAACAGUGUUUUUAUUACAGAGCCCUCUAGAGAAUACUUAGAAUGCUUGGUAUGGCAAUCAGAGAAAUAUCGGGACAAUGUGAGCUCUCUUUUGCUUGUCGAGCAUCAGACCUUUAAACUCGCAUAUCAGCAUCAUUCACUCACGGAACUGAAGAAAGUGCUAUCAAUUGAUAUAGAAGCACCGAUGCUUACCUCUCUAGAGGAGGACUGGUGGAUUCAUAUGGGAUUACAUCCUGUCUGUGUUGAUACAUUGGAGCUAUUAAAUAUGGAUUCCAGGAAUACAAGCAGUUUGCUUCCUACAGAAGUAGAAACAUUCACGCAAUUUAAAUCAUAUCAACUAGAACGAUGGCUUGAAGAGAAGAAUUCCAUGACAAAUCAGGAGUUGUUUUCUGCCAAAAGACAUCAGUUGGACCAAGUAACUAAUGGGACCUUGCCUAUAAAUGCUGCAUCUUCCGUCAAAAUAGACAGUACAAGUACCUCUGUAGAAGAGUUUGAUGGAGGAAGCAUACAAAAGAGUAAAGUAGAAGAGAAAAUUUAUUUCUUAAACCAAGGAAAGAAGACAUUCAAAUCACUUGAAGCAGUCAGCCCUGAAGAUGUAUCUUUUAAAGAAGACAACUCUUCUGAGGCUCAGAAGCCUGCAUCAUUCCCACAAGCUACAAAAUGGGACAAUGAUGAUUCUGAUCUGAGCAACUUUAUCAUGCUGAGAUCUAAACACACAAUCACUCAAAGAGAGGAAGAAAAUGAUGUAGAUAGUCCUGAAAAAGUGCAACAACCCAAAGAGCAGCAUUUACCUGAUCACAAAGAGGAGAUUUCUGUGUGUGAGCCUGUAAGAGCAGAGAAAGAAGAGAAUGAGAGCAGCAUCACAGCUGAAAUUCAAGCAUCAGAAAGCCAAUACCAGGCAUACUGUCUGUUGGAAGGAGCAGCCGCCCCUAUUUUAAAAGAUUUGACACAUCUUGGUGUUCUUGCUUCUAUAAGUUGGAGCUUUGACAGCAUAAAAUUUGAUCACACAAGGUUUUUCUUAAAACAGCAGGAGAAAGUGAUAUGCGAUCGUUUUAAAGAAGGUAAAGUAGAUGAGAAAGAGAUCAUGCUGUUCAGACAUGCUGCUCUGGUGCAUCUAUUGGUGACAGUUCGAGACCUUCUAUUAACGUGUGGCUUGGACACAGCACUAGGUUUGUUUUAAUUAGUGAACCAUGAUACCCAGAAUCCCUGUGUUCUGCAUGUAUUCUGCAGUCCUUUCCUCAUGUCUGUAAGCUGUGCAAGUUCACCAUCAGUAAACCUCUACCGUAGCUUCAGUGCAAUUUUCAGCUCCCUUUGCUUCCUUAUUUCUGUUCCAUCAUGAGGUGUGAAUUCACAAGAAAUUGGACUUUGGUGGUAUGUAUGCACUGCUUAUGUUAUUACAUGGAUUUGCCUAAGAAACUUUUGUAUGAAUUUCCACAUAACAUGAUGUGUUUACUGGUCUCCCAGAAUGACAGGUUUCCUUGUAAACACUGUGUAGAAACUGAGGAACAUGCAAACAUGACAGAUCCUUUGUUGUUUACAAUCCACCUUCUGAGAAGUUGGAGUAAUUUCCAUUUAGAAAUAUUCCUAGGCUCAUGGAGAAUGAGGUACUUCAAAGCAGGUGCAUUUAAAGCAAAUCUUAAAUACUAUUUAACAAGCAUAUAACAAAGCAGGGAGUUUGAACUUACAGUCCAAUUCUUAGUACUGGACUCAGGCUGUUUUUUGUGCUUUUCUGCUAUUAUGCUAUUUUGAUUUUGAAUAUGAAAGUUCUUAGUAACCUAAUUUUAUGCCUGAAGUCAUAAUGUUAAGCUUUUCAAGUUCCCAUAGCUGUGUAUUGUGAAUUUUCAGAAAGAUCUAUCAGGGUAGAUUCAUAAGUGCGCUUUGAAUGCCCUAAAUUCAGGCUCCUUCUGUUUAUCAAAGGAGAUAGACAGUUCAGAGUUUCUAACUUCAGUUACUCUGAAUUAUCCAUUAACGGUGGGUUUUCCUUAAAAUUGACUUAAAAUGAAAACAUCACCCAUAAACUGAGCUGCUGGGAAAAGAAAUAAUUUCAUAUUUGCUUAAAUACUUCUUAGCCCUAAAAAAGCGGAAGAAAAUACAGAAUGAAUACAUGGGUUCUAAGAAGUUAUUUUCUGUGUUGAUUGUAUUCAAAAGGAGGAGGAGGGAAACAGGAGGAGAAGUUUUUCCUGCUUUGUUGAGUUGUAGCAGAAGCAUUCAUACAUUAUUCAUACAUUUCAGAAUUACACAGUACCUGUCCAUCCAGAGCCCAGUAACACCUGCCACAGGAAUCUGCACAAGUAAAAAAGAUCUUAGAAAAGUUGAGACGUACUAAAUAGGCCCUGUGGUUCUCAGUACUGUUGUGAUCUUGUGCUGUGACGUCUGAUUCAUCACAUAGGUUUCUUAGAUCUAUUUUUUGCUUUAUGCAUUUUCGAAUAACCCUGGUGUUGUUCACGAUUUAUAUGCAAAGGGCAUUAUUCGGGGAUGAGAAGUAAUUGUGAUAAUACACACAGAGUGAUGAAAACAUGGGACAAGUAAAGCUUUAGAGAGUGGGAGUUUUUUAGUAUAAACCAUAUAGACUAAUUAAAUUUAAGAACACAGUUCUGGUAUCUGCAGCUAUAGAAAGCUGUGUUCUAUAACUCUAGUUGAAAUCAUAUAGAAGACAUUAUGGGAUGUUUGGCAGAUGUAUAAAGGGCACUUAUAUACCUGAUUAGUCAUAAUAAUACUCUUCCAUAUUGGUCAGCAAUUAAAUUUUCAGCAUUUUUGUGCAAGGUACCACCAUAUUUUAAACAUAUGUGUAGAUUUAAAUAAAUGCAAGCCUUGGCAAAUACCUUUUGUCUCUGCAAUUGCAUUUUUUCUUGGUUUAGGAUAUUUGUCUAAAGCAAAGGAUAUCUAUAAAAACAUCUUAGAAUCCUGUUUGGAUAAUAUCUGGAGGCAGCUGAAGAUUGUACAGUACAGCAGCCAGAAAAAGCAUGAAAUCAGUCCCAAAAUAACAGAACUUCAGCGUCAAAUGUUAAAUUGGAUGCAAAGUUAUGGAGAGGAAUGCAGUGCUAAGGUUAGAAAUGUAAACAAUCUCUUUACACAAAUGAAACUGAUUAAAAUGUAUUAACUGUUACAAAACCAUCUUUCAAUGAGAGUUGGUUUAUGGAAGGAAUCUUUAAUUACCUUUCCAAUUCAUGGUAUCUGUUAAGUAAGGAUAACAUAAAAUUUAAGACCUCUAUCAGAAGCAGUGCAGGUUUGUGUUUCACCAGAUCUCCCCUUGCUGCAAGAGUGAAAUAACAUGUAUAAAACUUUUAAUAUUGGAUGGGCUUCGUUUUAGUGCAGGUGGUUUUGUUCCUCUAGUAAAUAUUUGCAUUACAAUACUUACUGAAAAUUGCAUUAUAACUUUUUAUUUGACAGCUCCAAUCUUCUUCUGGUUCAGAGAGCCAUGUCACAAGUCAGAAUGGGGUACUUGUAUGGUGAUGUUCAGAGCACAGACACCCUGCAGUGUAUGGAUAUUGUUAUCCACAGCCUCUGCUUGACCCCUGGUCUCACAAGGGCAGAGCAGAAGGGGACAAUCACCUCCCUCACCCUGCUGGCCACGCUUCUUUUAAUGCAGACAACUGCGUUAAAACAAUGCAACACAACUGGCUUUCUGGGCUCUAAGCCUGCACUGCUGGCUUGUGCUCAGUUUUUCAUCCACCAAUACCACCAGGUACUUCUCCACAGGGCUGCCCUCAUCCACUCAUCUCCCCACCUGUUUUUGUCAUUGGGAUUGCCCCUCAUGCAGGUGCAGUCCAGAGGCGUGUGCGAGAAGCUGUUGUAAUGAAAUUCAAAGUGGAAAUGAAACAACCAAAACAAAAUGUCAUUGAUUGUCUCGAUGCCUGUCCUUCAGUAUUCCCUCUAAGCUGAUUACAGCAUCAUUUUCUUGUUCAUAACAGUAACACAUUUUGCUUUCUGGUAGUAGGAUUAUGCUGUACUAGGAGAUGUUUCACAACUUUCUCAUCUGCGUGUGAGCUCAGUGACAAUUUUGACUUUCUUCUGAACUCCACUGGAUGUGAUUUCUAAAUAUAACUCUCCUGAGUGUUGACUUGCUUGCUUGACUUAAACUUGAGAUUGUGCAUAUGUACCUGUGAAAUUCAAGAGUUUGUGUGAUUUUAUUCACAAUUAUAUGAUUAUGCAUUAUUCACUGACAUUCAGUAUCAAUCAAACAGAAUAGGAGGAGCUUUCAUUCCAGCUUUAAUGAGAAAUGAAAGCUCUAUUAUAUAACUCAUUUCCUACUCUGUCACAUGGCAUCAGCAUCAGUUAAUACAAUGUGAAAUACAGUAGUCUGGUUAUUCUUUUAUUCAACAAAAUUAUUAUUGAUACAGGAUUAUAAUGCAGAAUUUUCUUUGUAAGCAAGGAGUGCCUAA